This is a messenger RNA of Impatiens glandulifera, 928 nucleotides long. RefSeq names its product U6 snRNA phosphodiesterase 1. Gene Ontology annotation, biological process: U6 snRNA 3'-end processing. The coding region runs from base 24 to 863 and encodes 279 amino acids. Lineage: Eukaryota; Viridiplantae; Streptophyta; Magnoliopsida; Ericales; Balsaminaceae. Gene Ontology annotation, molecular function: 3'-5'-RNA exonuclease activity. The transcript is spliced from 6 exons. Gene Ontology annotation, cellular component: nucleus. The record is from RefSeq and is a predicted model, not a curated record.
UUUGUUUUUGAAAGAAGACAACAAUGGAAGCUCUUAGAGCUUCGUAUGGAGAUUCUUCAUCUUCUUCAGAUUCUGAUUCAGAAUCCGAAUCCAAAUCCAAAUCAAAGACUCAAGAUUUUGUCUUGCCUCCGCCUCCUCUUGAUCUUCUCAAUCCGCCAGAUUCUCACAUUACGCCGGAUUACCUGCUGGGUUCUCAAGCAAAUCGCAUUCGAAGCUUCCCUCAUGUCGAUGGAAAUUACGCCUUACAUGUCUACAUCCCAGUUCAUAUACCUGCUGCACCAAAGAAGGAGAUGAUUCAGUUUCUGAAAAGGGUUGUGUCUCAAGUACAAGGACUAUAUGUUAUUGAUCUAGAUAUCCCAAUUGAUGCUUUGUGCAAGGAUGAACAAAAGCUAGAUCAAAUUGUCAUGGGAAGAGAAUACCAUAUAAGUUUAGGUAGAACAGUGCCGGUUCGAGUUCAUCAAAUCGAUUCGAUAAUAACAAUGCUUCGUCAGAGGCUUCAGAUUCAGAAGAGGUAUUUGAUUGAUUUUAGCAAGUGGGAAGUUUUUGUUAAUGAUGAUCGAACACGAUCUUUUCUUUCCAUUGAAAUUUUAGCUGGAGGGCUGGUUCAGAUAAGAAGACAGAUUCAGGCAGUGAACGAGGUUUAUAAGCUUCACAAUCUACCCGAGUUCUAUGAGGAGGCAAGACCACAUAUUUCGAUAGCUUGGGCAUUGGGAGAUAUCAGCGAAUCAUUGGAGAAGGCGGUGGGGGAAGGAGAAAGGGGGCGUGGUGGCGGGAAGAAAAAUAUGUUCAGUUGUGAAUUUAGUGGCAUUGAAUGUAAGAUAGGCAAGAAAACCCAUCAAAUAUGUAGUAGAUACAAAGAUUAACUAAACCAACAACAAUGGAUGGAGGAUUCUUAUUAUUCUAUUUGCCUUUCAGUUUCUGUUAUUAA